This is a messenger RNA of Colletotrichum godetiae, 1647 nucleotides long. Its product is annotated as P-loop containing nucleoside triphosphate hydrolase protein. The coding region runs from base 301 to 1590 and encodes 429 amino acids. Gene Ontology annotation, molecular function: ATP binding; ATP hydrolysis activity. Gene Ontology annotation, biological process: mitochondrial respiratory chain complex III assembly; protein insertion into mitochondrial inner membrane from matrix. The transcript has a single exon. Gene Ontology annotation, cellular component: mitochondrial inner membrane. The record is from RefSeq and is a predicted model, not a curated record. Lineage: Eukaryota; Fungi; Ascomycota; Sordariomycetes; Glomerellales; Glomerellaceae.
CAGGAAAUGACCACAAGCUGGUCUCGCACGAUCUUUCUGGACAAUCACUUGUUCCCAUUUUUUGCUUCUGUCACUCGUUUCAUCAAAAUGCAUUAGUCUAUUCUUUGCGUACACCUGUAUUGACUUGUUCUUCUGCCAGGCAUUGCCUGAGCCUCACUUUCUGACCAAAUUUCUCGGACCUGCUAAUCCGAAUGAGAUUGGCCAACUGACGACAUUUUGACCUCCCUUACACUGCGUGCCGAUUCCGUGGUCUGCGUCUCUUGACAGGUCGGGACGGCUCGGGAUGAGCCCAUCGCUUGAAUGUCCCACCAGUUCCACAUCGCCGGCGCGAGCCACGCUCUCCUCGACCCAUGGUCUCAAGGAGCUGGCGUGGUGAGGGACGUCCUCACUCGGUGGUCCGAGCUCGACAUCACUCAAAUUGGCUCCCUGGUUGCCAUAGCCGGCACCCUUCCUACGGCUUGGAGACUGAUGCAAUCUACCUGGCGGGAGGCGUAUAGUUGUGUUCGGCACUUUUUUCUCGCCUCUGUCACGAUUCCGGGCGGUGACCCGGUCAACCGGAGCGUCGUGAAAUGGAUCCUCUCCAACCGGCGCCAGCAUUGUCGUUCCUUCACCGGCCGUACCGAGGUUACACGCACCAACCCAGACCGUGCUGCAGCUCUGAAGAAGACGCGCCAUACCGUUCAGUACUGUCCUCACUGGAACAGACGGUGGCUCUGGUUCGGAGGCAACCUUUUGGUCGUCACUCGUGCCUUUGGAGAUUUCAAUUCUUCGCUAUCGGACCCCAGCUACGAUGGCAUCGGAGGCGAGGACCUGACCAUCAGCUGCUUUGGGUUGUCGGCGCAUCCCGUCCAGAAUUUCAUCGAGGCCUGCCGUGACUACGCCGAUAGGCAGACACAAUACUUCGUCAUCAUCUACUCCCGCGACCGUUAUGGCAUGUCAUGGAAACCUAAAGCCCGCAAGCCCCUCCGCCACCUCGACACCGUGCACUUUGACCCCGGCGUGAAGCAGGAGUUGCUUGCUGAUAUCCGGAACUACCUGGAUCCGAAGACCCAGAUGCGCUAUCAAAGUCGGAGUAUGCCGUACCGGAGAGGCUACCUCUUUUACGGCCCACCUGGAACCGGCAAGUCCUCGCUUUCUGUGGCAAUUGCUGGAGAGUUUGGUUUGGAUCUCUACGAGGUUAAGAUCCCCAGUGUGGCAACUGAUGCCGAUCUGGAGCAGAUGUUCCAGGAGAUUCCGCCGCGAUGCGUGGUUCUUCUUGAAGACAUCGAUGCCGUAUGGGUGGAGCGUUCAAGCAACCCCGAAAAGAUCAGCAACUGCAAUGGACGCGCACAUUCACCGGAGAGCAGAAAUGUGCCCAAUUGCACUCUCUCCGGACUGCUGAAUGUUUUGGAUGGUGUUGGAUCACAGGAGGGCCGUAUUGUCAUCAUGACUACCAACCGACCUGAGCAACUCGAUAGUGCCUUGAUUCGUCCCGGCCGCGUCGACAUGAAGGUCCUCCUGGGCAACAUUAGCCCGAAGUCAGCGGCGGACAUGUUCGUAAGGAUGUUCUCCCCGGACCUAGGGUGUUGUUGUUGUUGUUGUUGUAUUUAACGCCGUGGCGGCCGGGCUAGAGCCCUUACCGCAGACCUCCCGAAGGGUAUAUGGCGU